ACAGAGUCACACACACUCUCUCUGUUCUGUUAUCGCUCUGAAUUUUUGGUGACCAUCAUUACAGAAGGAAAUCGGGCUCGAGGAAACCCUAAUUUUCCCACUCAAGCUCGCACAGAGGCUUACAAGUAAUCGUCAUUUUGAAAGAUCGGAGAUGGGAUCUGGAGCUGGGAAUUUCCUCAAGGUUAUUCUAAGAAACUUUGAUGUUCUUGCUGGGCCUGUGGUUAGUCUUGCUUAUCCUCUAUAUGCCUCGAUUCAGGCAAUUGAGACCAAGAAUCCUGUUGAUGACCAGCAAUGGCUUACUUACUGGAUUAUGUAUUCCAUGAUCACCCUGUUUGAACUUACCUUUUUCAAAGUCCUUGAAUGGAUCCCUAUCUGGCCAUAUGCAAAGUUGAUCCUCACUUGUUGGUUGGUGCUUCCUUACUUCAAUGGUGCUGCCUAUGUUUAUGAGCAUUAUGUGAGGCCUUUCUUUCUCAAUCCUCGGACUCUCAACAUCUGGUACGUCCCAGGGAAAAAGGACCAAUUGAGUAAACCAGAUGACAUUCUAACUGCUGCAGAGAAGUAUAUCCAAGAACAUGGAACACAAGAAUUUGAGAAUCUCAUUCACAGGGCCGAUCAUUCUAGGAGUGGCGGAUAUAGGACGUACGAUUAGAGUUAUGGAUACUGAGUCUUUUUCCUUAACUACUACUGAAUGCAAUCUUUUAGCCUGUCUUCUGUAUGAAAGGGGGUCCAUGUACAUGUUAGCAUGAUACUGACAUUUUCUCGUCUUUACUUGAGUGAUACUAAUUUGGAGUUUUUGGUGGUUCUUACUAUUGUCUAGAAAUUUUCAGCGUGUAAUUAUGUUGGGUUCAGUAAUGUACGUUAUGUCUGGCGGGCAUGAAAACGGUGGUAGAUAAUAAUAAAAGUUCAAAAGCAGCUGGUUAAUAUUUUUCUC
This is a messenger RNA of Neltuma alba, 931 nucleotides long. RefSeq names its product HVA22-like protein a. Lineage: Eukaryota; Viridiplantae; Streptophyta; Magnoliopsida; Fabales; Fabaceae. Bases 152 to 649 code for a protein of 165 amino acids. The transcript is spliced from 5 exons. The record is from RefSeq and is a predicted model, not a curated record.